This is a messenger RNA of Vanrija pseudolonga, 1710 nucleotides long. RefSeq lists its product as uncharacterized. Gene Ontology annotation, molecular function: ATP binding; DNA ligase (ATP) activity. NCBI's taxonomy places the organism in Eukaryota, Fungi, Basidiomycota, Tremellomycetes, Trichosporonales, Trichosporonaceae. The transcript is spliced from 4 exons. Gene Ontology annotation, biological process: DNA recombination; DNA repair. The record is from RefSeq and is a predicted model, not a curated record. Bases 1 to 1710 code for a protein of 569 amino acids.
AUGGCGGCACUCGGGCGGCUGGGCACCGUCGCUCGGGUCAGAGCAAUACCAUCAGCCUCACGCCCCACUGCCCGCCGACACAAGUCGCACAAGCCCCUCGCCCCGCCGCCAACCAACACCGUCCAAGCCGAGCUUCGGCGGAUAGGCGAGCUCCGCCGGCGCGCAGGGGCGGAGAACAGCCGUGUCGCCAAGGCGGCCUUGAUCGCCGAGUACUCUGACCUUCGGGACCUCCUCGAGCUUGUGUACGACCCCUCCACGCGGUUCGGGGUCAAGUCGGGUACGGUGAAAGAGUUCCUCGGCGGACAGUGGGACGGCGACGCGCCGGCGUCGCUGAGCGAGCUGUUCCGCUCCAUGGCGGCACGUGAAGCUGGCGAUCCCAGCGCACGGGGCGCCGUGGCGAACUUCUGCGCCGCCCACGGGAUAGUGGCCAACGGGCGGGUCGACGAGGCCCUGUGGGACGAGUUUGCGCGGCUGCUCGAUCGGAACUUGAAAGCGGGCUUCAACCAGGCCUUUCUGUCCAAGGUGCCGUGGAAGGAAGACGGCAGGAAGAAGAAACGGGCAGUGACGCCGACGAUAGUCCCGGCAACGGACGACGGCAUCCCGCGCUUCUCGUGCGCGCUCGGCAAGCCGAUCCAUCCGCCCUUCGACGAGGUCUUCUCCCCGGGCGCGCGAGCCGCCAAGGUACACACGAGGUGGUUUGCGUCGCGCAAGCUCGACGGCGUGCGGUGCCUCGCGCUUGUGGACGUGCGCGUGUCGACCCGGCGCGCAGAAGUGCUCGACGUGCGGUUCGUCUCGCGGUCCGGAAACGAGUUCACGUCGCUCGGCCUGCUCAGGGAGCAGCUGAUGGUGCUCGGUGACGUGCCGGGAUUCCGGAAGUUGGUCAACCGGGAUACGGCGUUGCGGACGGAAUCUGGCGGGGAGGUCAAGCGCCUCGUGCUUGAUGGCGAGGUGGCCCUCAUGCGCGACAAGACGCCCGAGGAGGCGCAGAGCAGCGGCGGCGACUGGGCGACGCCGGCUAUGCCAGGCGACGGCGUUGAAGACUUCAACGAGACCGUGUCGUGGGUGCGCAGGCUGCGCGACCAGGUACCCGACCCGCGCUUCUUCCUCUUCGACGUGUUGACCUGGAGCGAGGUUGCGUCCGGCCAGGGGGAGCGUGUGUUCUCCAAGCGGACGGCGGAGGCCGAGGCGCUGGCGGUCGGCCUGGCGGAGGUGCUUAAGACGAAAGGCGUCGAUACGCCGUUCGUGCGUGCUCUGCGCCAGAGGGAGGUGACGGCCCGCGCCGAGGUCGAGGAUUUCGUCGAGCGCGCCACGAGGGAGGGGUGGGAGGGGAUCAUCCUCCGUGCUGAUAGGGGAUACAAGGGCAAGCGGAUUGCCGACAUCUACAAGUGCAAGCGGUGGCAGGACGCAGAGUACACCGUCGAAUCCGUCGACACGUCGCGUCAGCGCCUAUCAGUGGACGGGGUAUACGGCGAGCACGACGCCUGCGCGAACGUGUGGAUCACGCAUGAGGGCGUGCGGGUCAGCGUCGGGACGGGGUUCACGACUGAGCAGCGGCUGCGGUACGGCCGGCAUCCCGAGGACAUUAUUGGAAAGCAGAUCACGGUCGAGUUUUUCACCGAGUCGUCUGGCGGGGGGAGGGGCAAGGAGGAGAAGAGUUUGCGAUUUCCGCGCGUUAAGGCUGUGUGGGAGGAGGGCAAGCGCAGGAUUUGA